GGUCUCUCUUGUUUCAAAAUUCGUAAUGCCAUGAAAUGGGGAAAUUCGUCCUUUUGCAUUACAAAUUUCUUUCCUAUCGUCUGCUUUCGUCGUUCCUCUUUGUCUGAAAUGGAUAGAUUACCUUUGGAAGUAGUCUUGCAGAUACUUGUAAAGAUUUCACUAUCCUCUUUUACUCAGCUAUAUACCGUCUUUCCGGCAAAACUGGUGGAUGAAGCGCUCAGAAUCAAGUUACGGCAGCACCCCGAACCUUUGUUGCACCUCGUCUCCACCAACCUUCAUGAGCUGUUAGCCGUCAAACACACAUGGACAGGGAAAAAGAACGAGUCCAUCAUGCCUCUCCAUUAUAAGACGCUCGAUACCAAAUAUCGUCUCAUCUGGUUACUUCCUGACUUUGAGUCGGCACAGCAUUGUUUCAAAGUCAAGGAUACCUAUGUAUCCCAUGGCAAACUCGUGCUUCGAGGAACUCAUGACCGGUCGCUUGUAUCUCUGGGAGAUAUUCGAAAAUGUUUUCCUCCAGUAAGAGGUGGCACUUUCUCUGGAGCCAGUGAUUAUCCUUUGAAACGGUCUCAAAUUCAAGAAAUGACCAUCCAACAGCAUGGUUGUCUUCUCGACGCAUCCUUGGUCCACAUAGUGCCAAGGAUUCCUGAACCAUCUUGCGUUCCGCUCGUCAACACUGACGACAAACUAUUCCCGCCACGGCCUUUAUUACCUUCUUUCUACAAAAGACAAAGACCCCUCAUCUCUCACACGGAUCGAUCUCUGUGGCAGCCGACUUAUCCCGAUCCGACAUGCGGCUAUUUCCUGGUGGAAAGGCUCGGUAUCAGUAUAGAGGGAUUUCUGGAACUUUUCUCCUAGUUGUGUAUAGCACCCUGUUUUCUGUGAUAUUU
Messenger RNA from Radiomyces spectabilis, 887 nucleotides. RefSeq lists its product as uncharacterized. The transcript has a single exon. The record is from RefSeq and is a predicted model, not a curated record. Bases 31 to 855 code for a protein of 274 amino acids. Lineage: Eukaryota; Fungi; Mucoromycota; Mucoromycetes; Mucorales; Radiomycetaceae.